AUGGAAUUCCAUAUGUUUACGGAUGCGUCUAAAGUUGCCUAUUCAGCUGCCGUCUAUAUUCGAUAUAUUGACGAAGAAAGUAGAUUACUAAAUCCCAUUUGUUAUAUGCUUCGUUAUAGUAAAUUAUGGUGGAAUGGUCCGUACUGGUUAGAUAAGGAUCCAUUACAAUGGCCUAACGGUGAGUUCAGUUAUAAUGCAGAGGACGAAAUCACACAAGUGGUAAUGACAAAUUUAGCGAAGACUAUAAUACAUAAUUACGAAGAUAAUAAAAUCCAAUUUAUUGAAGCACACCGCUUUAGUAAAUGGAUUAAAAUGAUCCGAGUAACUGUCUGUAUUCCUCGGUUCAUUAAAAGGACUUGUAAAAAGACUAUACCCUGGCUAAAAUCGCUGUCCUUACUAGGAGGCAAUAUGUCAAAGGACGAAUAUAUUCUAGCAGAGUGGUUAUUAAUCAGACGAGCACAAUCAAAGAAUGAAGAAAUAGAGAAUUGGAAUCUUUUUCAACAUAGAAAUGAUAAGUUGUGGAGAUCCAACAGUCGACUAAAACAUUGA
Molecule: messenger RNA, 549 nt
Organism: Dracunculus medinensis (Guinea worm)
Lineage: Eukaryota; Metazoa; Nematoda; Chromadorea; Rhabditida; Dracunculidae
Source: the annotation of a GenBank genome assembly